Lampris incognitus (smalleye Pacific opah) is the source of this 1808-nucleotide messenger RNA. It is a transcript of the gene gpx8, whose product is annotated as glutathione peroxidase 8 (putative). Gene Ontology annotation, biological process: response to oxidative stress. Gene Ontology annotation, molecular function: glutathione peroxidase activity. Bases 504 to 1127 code for a protein of 207 amino acids. The record is from RefSeq and is a predicted model, not a curated record. The transcript has 3 exons. Lineage: Eukaryota; Metazoa; Chordata; Actinopteri; Lampriformes; Lampridae.
GGCCUCGCACCCUUCCGAAUCUGGUCCUAAGCGCUCCUGGAGCAGGACUUCAGCCAUGUUGCCGCGUGUCAGCCCACCUCGCCCAGCCAAUCCCCUUGCUUAUGUGCUGCCAUAGUGGAGGGGGCGCGCGGCGCACCUCGUCUGGCUACACCAUCACCGGUGCAACGGUGGUCCCCGCAACAGAACCCGGCUUUCUGAGGAGAACCUCCAAACACGAACCCGGGCCGGGUACACCAUCACCGGUGCAACGGUGGUCCCCGCAACAGAACCCGGCUUUCUGAGGAGAACCUCCAAACACGAACCCGGGCCGGGUACACCAUCACCGGUGCAACGGUGGUCCCCGCAACAGAACCCGGCUUUCUGAGGAGAACCUCCAAACACGGACCCGGGCCGGGGCAGCCCAGCGGGGGCGUCUCCCACGCCAGGCUGUGAAAUUUGACACUGCGACGGCCCAUCCUGCCCGACGUCGCUGUGCCCUUCCUCUCGCAUUUUACCCCUUCAAGAUGGAGGCUUUGGGGGGUUACCCCACCAAAUCCUCCAGCCCCAAAGCCAGAAUGUUCACCGUUCUGCUGAGCAUGACGGUCGGCGUGGGCUGUUUGUUCCUCCUGCUGGCCAAGCCCAGGAGACCCCGGGAUUUCUAUUCGUUUGAGGUGAAAGACGCGAGGGGGAGGACGGUGUCGCUGGAGAAGUUCCGUGGAAGAGCUUCUCUGGUUGUAAACGUGGCGAGUCGCAGCGAGAACACGGAGGUGAACUACCGCUCCCUGCAGGAGCUGCACCGGGAACUGGGCACGUCUCACUUCAACGUCCUCGCCUUUCCCUGCGGCCAGUUCGGCGACACCGAGCCGGGGUCCAGCCGGGACGUCGAGGCGUUCGCCAAGGCCGAAUACGGCACCACCUUCCCUUUCUUCGGCAAGAUCAAAAUCAUGGGGUCAGAGGCAGAACCUGCCUUCAGAUUCCUCACAGAUUCCAUUCAGAAAAUUCCAAAGUGGAACUUCUGGAAGUUCCUGGUGAAUCCGGAGGGGAAAGUCACCCGGUUUUGGCGAGCGGAUGAGCCCAUGGAGAGUGUGCGCCAGGAAGUCACUGCGCUGGUGCGGCAAAUCAUCUUAAAGAAACGAGUUGAACUCUAAACGGCCGCGGGGCUUCUCCUUUCCCAGUCCGCACCUCUACAUGUGUCUCUUCUUCUGCACCACUUGUGGGCGUGGCAGCCCGAGCUGGUGCAGCUCAGUGUGGUGGAUGUGAUGUGCAUCCUCAUCCCAGCGCAGGACCAUCAGUUGUAGCCCAGGGGUGGUGGAGCUAAAGCAGGUCCAGCUGUGUGCCAGCAGCUGGACCUGCUCUCGAUACCGUUUACAACCGUCGUCAGGAAAAACCUCGACUAGCAUGCCGGACGCCCACCGUGUUGCUGCCUGCUGGCCCAGCGGUGAAGGAGUUCUAGCCAGCAAGCUCCCUGCAUUUGAUUUAGACCUAAACAAUAUUCCAGUUUGGCCUAAACUGGUGGUUCUCAAUCAGGUCCUCAGGUACCAACCAAAUUGCUGGUUUUUUAUUCGACCCGGUUUACGUCACCUGUUGUUCCGGAUCUGUAAUGUAAUUAUCCACCUGGCAUAAUGGCAAACCGGCAGAGCUGGGGGUACCUGAGGACCUGAUUGAGAACCACUGCUCCAACCUAUGCUCCUUACUGUCUCUUACUGUUUACACUACACUGUGUAAUUUGCCACUGAUAUCUUGUUGAGCCUGCUGUGGUAAAUCACAUUGUUUUCCUCGAUUUGAUGUAUUUUAAUGAAGCAUCUUCCCCUAAUAAAAACCCCAUGGAC